Trichomycterus rosablanca is the source of this 1471-nucleotide messenger RNA. It is a transcript of the gene mrps31, whose product is annotated as mitochondrial ribosomal protein S31. The transcript has 7 exons. The record is from RefSeq and is a predicted model, not a curated record. Gene Ontology annotation, molecular function: structural constituent of ribosome. Lineage: Eukaryota; Metazoa; Chordata; Actinopteri; Siluriformes; Trichomycteridae. The coding region runs from base 54 to 1316 and encodes 420 amino acids. Gene Ontology annotation, cellular component: mitochondrial small ribosomal subunit.
ACCGUUAGCAGUGGGACCGGGAGCCUGUGUGGAGGACGUUGUGGAGCUCAGUGAUGUUCAGAAGAAUUAUUUUAUCAGUUUCUAACAACAGAAACGUUUUAAAUUCUUCAUUUUCUCCCACGUUCAGAUCUACAGCAUGUAAAGACUCAGUCUCAGCCCCUGGAAUCAGGGGAGCAGUUGAGGUGAACCACAGGACGUUUGGGACGACCAGCGUCACUCUGUGUGAAAGUAAAAAUGGAGAGAAGAACGAGGAGCUGCAGCCUGAGCUGGAUAAAGACGCUGAGAAACAGAAACCUGCCGAGAAGAAAACCGAACACGUCCUAAACACAGAAGAAGCAAACAAACCUGAAGCUUCACAGCGGGACGCUGAGACGGCAGCAGAUCAGGAGGUGAAGACGAGUAAGGAGGGUCUGCUGGAGCUGCUGGGAGCCAUGAAGGUGGACAUGACCACCAAACGCAGACUCAAGUCCCUGAAGAAAGCUCCGAGUGAACAGGAUCCUGCUGGGAAGCCCAGGAGGGUGGAGAUGGAGAGCACCAGCAGCAUGUUCCAGCAGGCCACGUCCACACAGAGUAAGAGUCUGAGUCCUGAGCUGGUUGCUGCGGUAACCGCCGCCGCCUCCACGCUGCCGGACCGAAGCAGAGCCGAAUCAGAACUGCUGAAACAACUGCGCAAACACGAGGCCGUCUCAGAGGAGAGGAGGAGCGCCGACACCCAGAACAUCGGGAACAUCAUCACUGACAUGAAGGUCGGCAGGAAACCGGGCAGCAGGACAAACGGCAGACCGGCCAAUCAGAUUCGCUUCGAUGACGAUGGGCGGGGCUACACACACGACCGCGGCAUCACCGGGGAGCUGGCAGGAAUCCGCCGGAGGAAAACGGCGUUUUCAGCGAAGAGGUUAAACAUCUUCAGUCCUGCUGCAGACCAGGAGACUCACUCACAGCUGGCCGCAGGUCCUUCCCUCUGGGAUGCUGAUUUAGCCGAGCAGAUAACGCAGGCAACCAAUCAGAGAGCUCGGAAUGGAUUUGAGGAGAUGAUCCAGUGGACCAGAGAAGGAAAGCUGUGGCAGUAUCCCAUCAACAACGAGGCGGGUAUGGAGGAGGAAGCGAAGGUCCCGUUCCACGAGCACGUGUUCCUGCACCGGCACCUGGAGGACGGGUUCCCUCAGCACGGCCCCGUCCAGCACUUCAUGGAACUGGUGGUGGCCGGACUCUCCAAAAACCACCAGCUCACCGUCAGACAGAAGCUGGAGCACAUCACCUGGUUCAGAGAUUACUUCCAGCAGAACCAGGAGAUCCUGAACGAGGCGGAGGCCUGAUCCUUCAGAUCCUGCACCGACACAAACGUUCCUCCACGUUCCUCCGGCUCUGAACGUUCCUCCUCUGUACUGACGGCAUGAUGAUCAGCACGAGUCCAUCAUUAAUUUAAUCAUUCAAUGAACCUCAUGUGAAUAAAAUCUGAACUUUAUUCUGA